AUGGAUGAACUCAUUGAAGUCCCUUUUGGGAUUUCUUCAUCUCUCUUUAUAGCCCGUGUUAUCAUUAUUCAUGGUUUCCCAUUUCAACACAUUAAAUUUUAUCCGGAACUUGAAAAUAUUUACAUGUAUAUCGGUAAAAUUGUACAAAAUAAAAUUCAAUCAGUGAAUCCUGAAAGAAUCUUGGAAGCUAGCCAGAUAAGAGACAAAUUUGGUGAUAGAAAAAAAUUUCUCUACCGUGAAAUUAAUUCUCACAAUAAUAAUGCAAUUCUUUCAAAAGGGUUUAUGGAUGCAAUAUUUCAGGGUUCCUUAAAAAUGAAAUUGGGCUAA
Molecule: messenger RNA, 327 nt
Organism: Funneliformis geosporum
Lineage: Eukaryota; Fungi; Glomeromycota; Glomeromycetes; Glomerales; Glomeraceae
Source: the annotation of a GenBank genome assembly